Staurois parvus is the source of this 457-nucleotide messenger RNA. Lineage: Eukaryota; Metazoa; Chordata; Amphibia; Anura; Ranidae. The record is from the annotation of a GenBank genome assembly.
CUGUAUGGCCUCCCUUUUGCUGCUGCCAGGCCCGAAUCUCCAUGGCCCCCCCUACCGACCCUCAUCGCCCCCGGGGCCCUAAUCUUCAGGGCCCCUUUACCGCCUCCUCAUCUGCGCCGGGUCCAGAGGUGUCAUGGGCCCUGUACGGCCUCUUAUUCUGCUGCCCCCUCGCCCACCUGCCAUGGGCCUUUUUUCAGGUCUCCCACACUGCUGGGGGGUUUUCAUUUUUCAUAAGGGGGGCUGAAGGGGCCCCCCCUGCGCUGCCAGGCCCCGUCCAAGUGGUCAGGGGUCCUGGUUUUGGCCCCGUGACUGCCCAAACGAGUGAAGUGUGCGGUGAAUCUAAGAUCGACGCACAUCAUCUGCAUGUCAUACUGACUGACAGUAUUAAUUUCUCUCUUCCUCCAUCAGACUCCAAGGGCAUUUUAAAUUAAAGGUACAGUGUUCUGCACUAAUAUAA